CUCCGAAUGAGUUUGCUCUCUUCUGAAACAAACAUCUUGACUGUGUGGCCGCUUUUUUCGCGCAAUGGCGAACUCGACCCCGGAAUGUGCUCCUGAUGAAAUUGUUAACUCGUCCUACAACCCGCCCGUAAUUAUCGUCACAUUCAUCCUAGGGAUUGUUGGAAAUACGGUUGCUUUGUGGAUCUUUUGUGCUCAUGUGAAGUCCCGGAAACCGAGUAUUGUGUAUUCACUGAAUCUGAUGGUUGCGGACACUCUGUUAAUGUGCUGUCUACCCUUCCGAGCUGAUUAUUUUCUCCGAGGGAAGGACUGGAUUUUUGGUGAAGGACUGUGUCGACUGAACAUUUACAUGAUUUCCUUGAACCGGAUUGGCAGCGUCUUUUUCCUCAUGGUUAUUGCGAUCGAUCGUUACCUUAAGGUGGUUCAUCCACUCCACAAGGUAAACAAGAUCCCUACAAGGUGUGCGGUGAUGAUAGCCGGCGGUCUGUGGAUUGUAGCGGCGGCAAUUUGUUUGCACUUGCUGUUCGCCAAACAUGACUUCAAACAGCACAACGUGACAAACUGUGAGCCUUUCAGCAUUAACAAGGCUCUGAGUCCCACAGCAAUUUGGACAGACUUUAUUUUUAUAUUCUUUAAGUUUCUUUUGCCAGUUUCAGUUAUCCUCUUCUCUACGUCCUCCAUCAUCUGGAGGUUACGCCAGAUGGAAACUGGAAUGCGGGCUAAAUACAAGCGAACUGUGAAACUUGUGAUAGCCGUGGCUGCAGUUUUUGUCAUUUGCUUCUUGCCCACCAGUGUUGCUGUGGUCGCGGUUUUGGUCACUAAACUAAGAAGACCCUUCGACUGCAAGUCGUAUCACACAGCAGUGAAUAUCUUUUACAAUACGCUGUUUAUAACGUAUCUGAACAGUGUGGUCGAUCCCAUUGUUUACUAUUUUUCUACUUCGCAGUUUCAACAUGCUUUAGAGAAGGCUCUACUUUGUCUUAAUUUAAGCUCUUCCAGAUCAGCCACUGAACCCGGAACAUCCAAGGAGGAGCAGACUGUGGAUCAGCUAACGAGCUCUGUAAUAACAAUCUGAUCUUUCCCGCUCUGCGUGAACUAGAUGCAGAACAAAACAAAACUGAUAAUUGCGACCGAAAGCAGAAACUGAUGAAAUCUUAAAAUUUUGUGGAGGGUUAAAUCGAUCUUUACGAUCAAGUUCUGUAAUGCACUUCCCUUUCGGUAGAGAAUGAACUGUACCUUAUGUUCAGAAGUAAAUUUAUUUCAGAACUUGUUCAUUAAGAAAGUCUUCCUUUUUUUAAAGCAGUUGCCUCGAACUUUUCUAAUGCCAUGGAGCCUUUGAAUUAACCGAGGCGUCCGUGGACCCAAAGUUGGGAUCCUCUGCUUUAAAGGAAAGGGUCUAUGUAAUGUAUGAAUAUUUAAGAUUUCCUCUUUCCAUAUAAGCAAUUGCUUCCUCCGAUGACUGCAGCCUAUAUGUCUCGUUUGUAGCUAGCUUCUACCCGUUAUAGAGGGUUGGCUGACCAUCCAGAGCGAACUGCAGUAAUCUAUUCACCCAAGAACAACCCUACCUGUGGACUUCCAGUCAGGAGGAAAGUGAUGUCAGGAGUUGCUGGGAUGGUGCCAAACUGCAUGCACCCAAAUCCUGAUGGUACUGGAAACAAGUUACUGGACUUUUUUAAAAAAAGCCUCUCCUAGUGAACUGGAGACAGGAACUGAAGGUCAUUUUCAGUCAAGGAAAUUGAAAUCUGGAAUGGAGAAAAAAGGGUUAUCAGUAUUGAAUAAGGAUGAUCAGCAUUUACAAUAGAGAGGAGGAGGUAAUUCUUUAAUUAGAGGGUGGUGAAAUUGUAGAAUUCUUUGCCACAGUUGGCUGUGGAGGGUGUAUUUAAAGUGGAGGUUGAUGGGUUCUUGAAUAGUCCAGACAUCAAAGGUUUGGGAAUGAAGCAGGAGAAUGGGGUUGAGAAGAAUAAUAAUCAAUGAUGAUGGAAUGAUGGAGCCGAAUAGAUGGCCCAGUUCUGCUCCUAUGUCUUAUGGGUGUCAAUGAAGUUACCAGAGUAUUGUAAGAAACUCUCUGCUAUAUACUAAUGUUAAAAUAAUUUUGCAAAACGUUUAAUGCAACCUAUCAAUUCUCUAAAUUUUGCUGUACAUGGAACUUCAUAUCUGAUAAUU
Hypanus sabinus (Atlantic stingray) is the source of this 2160-nucleotide messenger RNA. RefSeq names its product hydroxycarboxylic acid receptor 2-like. Gene Ontology annotation, biological process: thrombin-activated receptor signaling pathway; blood coagulation. Gene Ontology annotation, molecular function: thrombin-activated receptor activity. The transcript has a single exon. NCBI's taxonomy places the organism in Eukaryota, Metazoa, Chordata, Chondrichthyes, Myliobatiformes, Dasyatidae. Gene Ontology annotation, cellular component: membrane. Bases 65 to 1072 code for a protein of 335 amino acids. The record is from RefSeq and is a predicted model, not a curated record.